AUGGAUCCGGCGAAGCGUCGUGGGCUUAAGGGACCAGAAGCGGGCAAGGAAAUUUAUAUUGAGGAUGACGUUUGGAUUGGAGCUGGUGUCUCAAUUCUGGGUGGUGUGCGAGUUGGACGAGGGAGUCCCGAUGUCCCUGCUUUUCAUUUUGUUGCCGGGAAUCCUGCUACGGUGAUUAGACGAAUCGAGUCAGCAAUGAACCCAAGCCCAGAUGAUAACGCAAAUGAGAAGUCAGAUAUUUGA
Messenger RNA from Penicillium cosmopolitanum, 243 nucleotides. RefSeq names its product acetyltransferase. The record is from RefSeq and is a predicted model, not a curated record. The transcript is spliced from 2 exons. Lineage: Eukaryota; Fungi; Ascomycota; Eurotiomycetes; Eurotiales; Aspergillaceae. Bases 1 to 243 code for a protein of 80 amino acids.